AUGAAUUCUCUGUCACGUCACUGCCUUACAAACGCGCGGAAUUCGUUCAAGUAUUGCAAGACAAUUACUAUACGACAAGCUGUUGCUCAUAGGAGCAUCAGUACUUUUACGGCCUCUGAUUAUGUACAGAGAUUUCCCAAGUUCAAAGACAUUCGAGGUCCUUAUCUACGAUACUUUCUGUUGUGGACGUUACUAGGUUCUGAAGCGUUACACUUACGAUGGACGAGGGUAGAACAUGAAGAAUACAAAGAAAAGGCAAGGUUGCAAAUUGUGAAACUGAAGGAGCAAAUUGCAAUAAUGGAUGGUGGAGGGAUGACGCAAGCAGCUGAUAGUGGCUUCGCUCAGCAAACACAAUCAUUAGCGUCAUCAGAAGAUGUCGAUCCGCACAAAA
Messenger RNA from Paraglomus occultum, 391 nucleotides. NCBI's taxonomy places the organism in Eukaryota, Fungi, Glomeromycota, Glomeromycetes, Paraglomerales, Paraglomeraceae. The record is from the annotation of a GenBank genome assembly.